GAUAUCCAGAUGGUUUUCAGAUAUGGGACAUAACGAACCUAGAUGAUGUUCACGAACUAACUUCAAUUAGAGAUGAUGAAAAUUUUGGAGAAGUCUCCUAUUUAAAAGUAAUACCAAAUCCACGAAACAUAUCCAAAGAUCCCAAAGAUUCUUCAUAUGAAAAUUCUUUUCCGCUUGUUGCUUUAAUAUGCAAACAAGCUAAAUCGAUACCUCAAGAGAAUAAUGAAUUUCCAGACGCGCUUGCUAGACCAAGAAGUGUAUUGAAAUUUGUUUCACUUAAAUCACAUGAGGUAGUGAAGGAGAUGAGUUUUGAGAAUGAGGGAACAGUGACGAGCAUUAAAUGUAAUGAACGGGCAAUAGUGGUGGCUCUUUCAAAUCCUUCACGACUUCAUGUUCUUAAUACUUUGACGCUGGAAAAUUUACUACCAACCCCAUUGACUGACGUUGCAUCACAUCCUAUCACGCGUGCACCUAUUUUUUCGCUAGGACCACGAUUGCUAGCAUAUGCAACCACGUCGCAGCCCUCAGAACGUAGUGGAAAAAGUGAUGGGGAUUAUUUAUUGGGUGAAGCGGAUGAAAAGAAUGGCGGAACUGGAAGAUAUCAAGAGGUUGCUAAGGAUGUCGCAAAAGGUGUCGCAAAAGAAGUUGUGAACGGUGUCAAGUUGUUAGGUGACUAUGGAUACCAAACCAUUUCGGCCUAUUUCUCGAAUGGUUUUAAUCCUCAAAAUCCCUCAGCUAGCUCAUCUUUUUCCACAUCCAAUCCAAUAAACAUAAAAAGUGGAGCGAAUUCUCGAAGUCCAUAUACGCCCCAACAUAGUCCAAAUCAUCAUCUUUAUUAUAAUCCAAAGGGUAGUGUUGGUAGUGCUAGCGGCGAUACCAAUGGCUUAAGCAAUGGAAUUGGAAAUGUUGACGAAGUCAUUGGAGCAAUAAUGAUUCGUGAUAUUGGAACUCAAAACACAAAACCUGGAACUCAAAAACUACCUCCGGUUGUUGCACAUUUCCAGCCUCAUACGCAUCCUGUCGGAUAUCUUUCUUUCAAUCCGUCAGGGACACUUCUAUUUUCGACGUCUGUCCAAGGGCACAAGUUUCACAUAUUUGAGAUUCUUGGUAAACGACGUCGAGGAGGUGGUCAAAAGACCAUAAAACAUAUUUAUCGAUUGGCGCGAGGGCUUACAGAUGCUAGUGUGGGUGAAGGAUCUGUUGGCUGGAGCGUUGACUCUAGAUGGUGUGCAGUAGCUAGUGGCCGUGGGACAAUCCAUGUAUUUGCUAUCAAUCCUUAUGGUGGCCCAGCAGAUGUUCCCUCGCAUAUAAAAGGAUGUGUCAUUAAUUCUGAAGAACCGUAUGUGUCAAGCACUCAAUCACCAGUUGUUAGAAUCAAGCCACGAAAUCCUCUUCCAUUGGACCCAACUGAUCCCGCAAAUUUCCCUUCGCAAUCAUCAAAUCAGUUAUUUCCCAACCUAUUCGCAAAUGCUGCUAAUGAUUAUUCCGUGUUUCAAUUUGAAUCGAAUUCUUCCUCUGCUGCAGCAAGUCCAAUGCGACGUCCAAGUUCAUUACAUCCCAAUGGAUCUUCUACGAGCUUAUACAUUCAUAAUCAACAAAUCCCUUAUAACGGGGCAUUGAUUACCACAAAUAAUAAUAUCCCCAUAUCAGGUUUGUUGCGUAAACCCCCCGGUAUUUGCCUGAAAUUUUUACCGUCUCUUUCGGUCGAUCCGAAAUCUGGGGCAAACUUUAUUGGCAACCUACAAAUCAAUUCACAACGUAAUGCCAAGCGGCGAUCAUCUCCCGCUACAAGUAAUAGCAUGACACCUAAUAAUCCAUUAUCGGGCCAUUCGGCAAGACGUGAGCGACGAAGAACAAAAUCAUGGACACAAAAUUCUAAUCCCGCAACUGCUCUUAGUUAUUCGAACUUUGAGGAAGAAGAUGAAGAUGGUAAAUUCGAUAAUAUAGGUUAUCAGGAUAUACUAAGCUUUCAUCCGACCGGUAUUUUGACAUUGCAUCGAGUUUGGAUGGAAGGAGUGUUGAUUGGAGGUGAUAACGAGUCAUUUGGUAAAGAAGAAGGAAUAACGGGAAGUGCUGCAGCUGUUGCAAAUAUGGGGCGAGUGUUAGUUGGUGGUGCUGCUGGUGUUGUUGGAAUGGGUAUGGAAUUUGCUGGGGUGGGAAGAAAAGAUGCAGUCAGACCAGGAGAACCUACACUAGGUUUACUAGUCGAAUAUGAAGAUUUGCUUGAAUGGAAUUUAUUCCGUGGACAAAAUUGGGCUGAGGUUAAAUCACCAAAUCUAUCUAAAGAUCAGGAAAUCACGGUGAAAAAAGAUAAUAGCAAAAAAUGGCUAGCACAUGCCGAAAUAGCCACUCAUACAACCUCACGGACAUCUCUUCCCCCACCUUUAUGGCUUUCCCAUCAGUUCAGUUUCCACACAUAUAUUAUCGGCUCUAAAGAGUCGACGGAAAAAGGCAUAGUCCCUGAGACCAAGAAACUAGAGAUCAAACGAAAAAUAAUUAUUGAAGAAGAUGACGAGUGCAAGAAUGGUUGGGUUAAGAAUGGGAAAGUUGCGACUUUUGUUGAAGAUGGACGAAUUGUGAGAGGAUUAGAGGAUAUUUCUGAGCAUAUAUCAAGUGCAAUGAAUACCGAUCUCGAAGUAAAAUCAAACGAGUUGCUGGAAACCAUCAUUCCCAUACCACUCUCUUUUGAAAACGCAUACCAUGUUCCGGAUGUUCCAACACUAGAUAUCACAACAACUGCUGCUUCAUCACAACCACCACCAUCCCAUCUACAAGCAACAACCAUGCACAUUCCGAUUCCACCGCUUCUUCACCUUUUGACCUUCAACCGACUUUCUCCCGUUCAAGUUCUUCAUGUACGAUUAGAACUACGACAUCGACAACUGCAUUCAGUGAUUAUAUAG
Molecule: messenger RNA, 2903 nt
Organism: Ambispora leptoticha
Lineage: Eukaryota; Fungi; Glomeromycota; Glomeromycetes; Archaeosporales; Ambisporaceae
Source: the annotation of a GenBank genome assembly